GGGGCCAGCAUGAACCCGAGGGAGGGCAGCCUGGAAGAUCCCCAGGUUGGCUCCUCAGUCUCACCUCUCUCCCACUUGGAGGCCAAGAUCCGCCAGACACACAGCCAUGCUCGCCUCCUCUCCAAAUAUGCAGAACAACUGCUCCAGGAAUACGUGCAGCAUCAGGGAGACCCCUUCGGGCUGCCCGGCUUCUCGCCCCCGCGGCUGCCGGCGGUGGCCGGCCUGAGCGCCCCGGCGACGGGCCACGCGGGCCUGCCGGUGCCCGAGCGGCUGCGGCUGGACGCGGCGGCCCUGGACGCGCUGGCGCCGCUGCUGGACGCGGUGCGCCGCCGCCAGGCCGAGCUGAACCCACGCGCCGCGCGCCUGCUGCGGCGCCUGGAGGACGCGGCGCGCCAGGCCCGGGCGCUGGCGGCCGCGCUGGAGGCCGUGCUGGCCGCGCUGGGGGCUGAGCCCCGCGGGGUGCCCGAGCCCCCCGCCGCCGCCGCCGCCCCCGCCGCCGCCCCCGCGGCCCCCGCGAGCGUCUUCUCGGCCAAGGUGCUGGGGCUCCGCGUGUGCCGCCUCUACCGCGAGUGGGUGAGCCGCGCUGAGGCCGAUCUGCGCCCAAUGGUGCCCGGGGGCCCGGCCUGAUGCCCUGCGCUGUCCCUCCGCCCCGACUGACUGUGUCCCCAUCGCUCUGCCCCUCGUCCUGCUGCAUCCACCGAGCCUGUCAUCUCGAUCGGCGGCUUUCACUCUCCCUUCCCCGCCCCGUCCUCUCCACUUGAACAUGUGGACAU
Molecule: messenger RNA, 773 nt
Organism: Sorex araneus (European shrew)
Lineage: Eukaryota; Metazoa; Chordata; Mammalia; Eulipotyphla; Soricidae
Product: cardiotrophin-1-like
Exons: 3
Coding region: 10-627 (205 amino acids)
Biological process (GO): ciliary neurotrophic factor-mediated signaling pathway; negative regulation of neuron apoptotic process
Molecular function (GO): ciliary neurotrophic factor receptor binding
Source: RefSeq, a predicted model, not a curated record